AUGGAGAAAACGGGCUGUCCUCCCCCCUUCCUCCCUGGCCUCCUUGUGCUUGAUGUAUCCACAGGCAAGAGGAUCUCCUACCAGGACACCAACUACAGGCGCUCUAUUCCAGCUGAAGAGCGCCUGUCCAUCUGUCUGCGGUUUCUUGCCACUGGGGACUCCUACAGGACCAUUGCGGGGAGCUUCAGAGCGGGCAUAUCCACCGUCUCCAUGCUCAUCCCAGAUGUGGUGGCAGCCAUCUGGGACUGCCUCGUGGAGGAGUUCAUGGCUGUGCCUGGAGCAGAGGAGUGGAGCCACAACACGGUGAAGCGGCUGGACGCUCACAGCCUCUCGCAGCCGCUGGACGCGGAAGCUGCUCAUUACAAAGCGGCCGCAGAUGCCCCGGAACACUGCGGCCGCUGA
Molecule: messenger RNA, 402 nt
Organism: Knipowitschia caucasica
Lineage: Eukaryota; Metazoa; Chordata; Actinopteri; Gobiiformes; Gobiidae
Source: the annotation of a GenBank genome assembly